This is a messenger RNA of Phyllopteryx taeniolatus (common seadragon), 4558 nucleotides long. RefSeq names its product solute carrier family 13 member 3 (gene slc13a3). The transcript is spliced from 13 exons. Gene Ontology annotation, biological process: monoatomic anion transmembrane transport; citrate transport. Bases 38 to 1921 code for a protein of 627 amino acids. The record is from RefSeq and is a predicted model, not a curated record. Gene Ontology annotation, cellular component: membrane. Gene Ontology annotation, molecular function: citrate transmembrane transporter activity; sodium:dicarboxylate symporter activity; succinate transmembrane transporter activity. NCBI's taxonomy places the organism in Eukaryota, Metazoa, Chordata, Actinopteri, Syngnathiformes, Syngnathidae.
CACCUCCGUACGAGGAGUUAACCUGUAGGCGAGCCGCAUGGUUAAUCUUCUCUGGCAAGUCGCGGAGGCUUUAAAGUACCGCCUCCUCGCUUCCUCUCCGCCACUCGGGAGCAAACUUCAACGUGUGGAGAUGAAAUUGUCUGUCGUGUCCAAGAAGUUGUGGUGUGUUCACAAAGUGUUGGUGCUCCUGAUCACGCCGCUGCUUUUUUCGCCUUUACUCGUGACCUUGCCGGAAAAGGAGGGAAGAUGUCUUUACGUGGUGGUGCUCAUGGCCACGUUUUGGUGCACAGAGGCCCUCCCUCUGGCCGUCACCGCAAUGCUCCCCAUCUGCCUUUUCCCAACGCUGGGGAUCAUUCCAUCCCAAAGACUCUGUCCUCAGUACUUUCUGGAAACCAACUUUCUCUUCUUAAGCGGCCUGGUGUUGGCGUCGUCCAUUGAGGAGUGGGGCCUCCAUCGCAGAAUAGCAUUGAAGGUCCUCACCAUCGCCGGCGUCAAACCAGCCUGGCUCAUAUUGGGCAUGAUGACGACCUCGUCCUUCCUGUCCAUGUGGCUCAGCAACACGGCCACGACAGCCAUGAUGCUCCCCAUCGCCGACGCCAUCCUGGAGAGUCUCUUCGGUGAUCUGGAGAGCCUCAAAGAAAAAUGCAAGUCAACUGAGGACGGUGACAGCGAAGUCAUCAAUGGUCAGCCUACUCAGAUGCAUUCGCUGCCUUCGGUGGCCUCAGAGAAACAAAUAUUAUCACUUGAGGGGAUGGGCGCAGCAGAACACGCUGACCUGAGGACAGCCAAGGAGAUCCGAUCCGAGUCGGAGGAUCAGAUGAGAUUGUGGAAAGGGUUCCUUGUCUGUAUUCCUUACGCGGCCAGCAUUGGAGGAACCGCCACACUGACCGGAACCGCACCAAACCUUAUCCUCAUUGGACAGCUCAGAAACAAUUUCCCGGAGUGUGAUGUGAUCAAUUUUGGCUCUUGGUUUGCAUUUGCGUUCCCGCUCAUGCUCAUCUUCCUUCUUUUGGGAUGGAUAUGGAUCGCGUUCCUCCACGGAGGGUUGAACACACGCUCGUGCUUCAAGAAAUGUGAGCAAAGAACAGAGGAAGAGGCCGAAGCUCAGGCUCUCAUUGAAGAGGAUUACAGAAAACUUGGGCCCUUAAAUUUUGCAGAGGGAGCCAUCUCUUUCUUCUUUGUAUUGUAUGCAGUUCUCUUGUUCACAAGGGAUCCGAAAUUUGUCACAGGCUGGUCUGUGUUUUUCAAGAAGGGUUACGUGUCAGACGCAGUCACCGGUGUGAUCAUUGUGUCCAUAUUAUUUUUCUUCCCCUCACAGAAACCUUCUCUUAGCUGGUGGGCGGACCCUAAAGCUUCAAAUUCUCCGUACGUGCCUCUGCUAUCAUGGAAGAAAGCCCAGGAGGCGGUCCCUUGGAAUAUCAUUUUGUUGCUCGGAGGCGGCUUUGCCAUGGCUCAAGCUUGCGAGGAUUCUGGCCUCGCCUCCUGGAUCGGAGGCCACCUACAGCCUUUGUCCAAGGUCCCGCCUGCUGCGGCCAUGAUGUUGAUCACAGCCUUUGUGGCCUGUUUCACAGAGUUCGCCAGCAACACCGCCACCAUUAUCAUAUUUUUACCAGUUAUUGCUGAACUGGCGUCUCAUGUGUCCGUGAAUCCUUUGUACUUCAUGAUCCCCGCAACAGUUGGGAGUUCGUACGCUUUUAUGCUGCCCGUGUCGACGCCACCAAACUCUAUCGCCUUUGCAUCCGGUCACCUCAUGGUCAAAGACAUGGUCAAAACUGGCUUUGUCAUGAACAUCCUGGGUCUGCUCUCAGUCACUCUAGCCAUUAACACAUGGGGCCUAGCCAUGUUUAACCUGGACACGUACCCCGACUGGGCUCGCCCUCUCAAUCGGUCUGCUUCCCACGCAUCAAACUCUACUCUUUGAUCACACAGCUGGAUUCAACACUAAACGGAGACCAAAACAAAUCUGUUGGAAGAAGAGCUGCUAGCAUUUUACCAUUUGGUGCAUCAAUUAUGACAUCUGUCCUCUUUAGUCCUGGAAAAUAACUUUUCCAACGGAUGGUCACACAUAUAUUAGAACUUUUAACAGACACAGUUUUUUUUUUUUACAAAACAAUGAAUGAAUGAAAGAGGAUGUUGUGAAUACUCGUUUCAUCCAUCCAUUUUCUGUACCGUCACGGGCGUGCCGGAGCCUAUCCCAGCUAUCUUACGCCCUGAACUGGAGGCCAGCCAAUCGCAGGGCAAUACUAGUUUCAGUGUUGUUGAAUUACUGUUCACUUAUUUGAUCAUGUUCUUAAACUGCUCAAUGCAUUGCAAAAACAUUGACUCGCACUGCAGUGGACAGCGAUUCAAAAUCUGUUUUUGUCUUUUUGCGUGAGGAGUCUGAUGUCAAAUCAUGUUAAUCGCUACAGUGAACGUUGCGAGUGUGUCAUCCCAUUCGUUGCCACCGACUGAUAAUCAACUUUGACAUCGAGACUCUCGCAUAUCGCCACUGACUGGUGGAACCCUCGCAUUUCCAUCAUGACUACUUUCAGGAAUUUUAAAACUUGGAUAUUUCCAACACAGUAUCAACACAACGCUACCCCAAAGUCAUGUUCAGUCACUAAUUGUACGGUAUAUGAAAAAAGACAAAUGCAUGAAAAGCAAAUGAUUGCGGUUCCAUCAUUUUCGCAAACUCUCAACGGUCCGUGAGUGGAACAAUAAAUGAAACGAUAAGCUGAAAUGAAUCGCUACGCGCUUACUUUUGUAUUCCAGCAAUCUGUUUUGAACCAAAAACAUCUCACUCAAAUGUACUGUAUCAAACCUAACUACAGUAUUUUCACCCCUUAUUAUCUGGAAAAAAAAUCGAGACUUUCAAUGGCUUUUUGAGGCGACAUAAUGCCACACAGCCCCCGCAGAGUCAACGAAGAGGCGGAGUUUUACAACACUUCUCCGACAGUUCAAGUGUACCAGAGCGUGAAUAGAUUUGUUCUCAAGCUAUUUCCAACGCUUUAACAUUGUAAAUAAUGCGUCAAAAGAACAGACGACCCAAAAUAUUGAUUUGUCAAACAAUAUGAAAUUGACCAUCUUUGGACAAGCAAAAUGUCCGCAGAACAGCAAUGAUAUGUAGAAUAGCUGUCCACUGUAGUAGCCGCUAUGCAGGAAACUUUUACUUCUGAAAUGCUCCAAGAUGAAAAUGUGCAAAGUACGGCUAAUUUGCAAAAAAAGUCGCCUCUUGUUUCCGUGGCUCUCGCGAGCCUUCGAGGGCAGCAUUGAGGGUGGGACCUUUGUGCUGAUCCUAAAGCUAGAAAGAUAUCUGCUCGCGUGUGGCACGCUCCCACCGAUGAAUGCCUUUAAUACGUCCGUAUAUGUCCCGUCUAAACACUGUCAUCUGGUCCGUUUGGAGAUUUCUGAUCCCUGAAGUGGAGUACAGUAGACGUUUGUCUCGUUUGCAAGAGCAGAAAGCCAUAUCUUGUUACAGGCUUCCCAUGCUAGAAAUUGAGGAGAUGACAUGUCCGUCUGUGAAUCGAAAAUAGAUGAGGCCAGGUAUUUGAAGUUGUGAACUUGCUUUAAGGUUACAGUUGAAGUAGACAUAGCUCACUGGGGCUUGGGGUUUUAGCUCUACUGUGACGGAACAAGACCCACGACUUUGCCACUAGCAUUUCUUUUCAAGCGACUCUGGACCAUUAUCAUCUCUCAGUCCAAAGCUAACCACCGCUGCGGUGUUGCUCCAUGUGUUCGUGUCUGUUAACCGGCACAAAAACACACAAUACAUUGUUACACAAUAGCACUCGCGAGUAUAGCCACCACUUUUUGCUCUGGGAAAAAAAAUGGGGACCAAAAAAAAACAAUGGGAUUUUGCUGUUAUGUCGUCAGUGGUGUAUAGGAUAAAACAAAAAAGCAAAAUCGGAGAAACUCAUCACUUUGCAUUUCUCCACCAGCCAUGUUUCUCCCAUAAGUGACGUGCAGUGGUCAUCAUGGUAGAGGGGUCAGCAUCUGUAAUUCUUAAUCCUUGGACUAUUUUAACCAACUUGUUGUUUAUGGGGAAAAUGCAUACUACAUAAGAUAUUUUCUGCUGCUGUUAGCAAACCAAAUUGAACUUUGUUGAGAUAGCGUGAGGACCCCAGUGUCUGGUACGCUAUAAAGUGUCUGGAGUCACACGGCUGACGGCAAUGGUUAACUCGUACAAGGCUGCUGCGGUUGGUUACUUAGUGUCAGCGGAGUCGCUGCGAAAAGGUUUGAAAUGCAAAACCUUGAGCCACACGAGUCCUCUCUCUGAUAACUGGAGCAGAAGGAUGAAAAGUGUCAACUGAAAUUGCGGUUCAAUCAAUUCAUGUGGAUGCUUUUCAUUGUUUUUCAAAGUGUCUACAUUGUGUUGAAUUAUUGGUUUUUUACUCGUUAUUCCGUUCUUAACAAAUGGCUUGUGACUUAUACACUGACUUACAAUGUUUUUUUCUGAUUCUCCAAUUGUUAAAUACAGUAUAUUUUAAAUACCAUUGUGUCAUUAUCAUUACACUAAAGUUGAUUUUUGUUUCGUAAGUUUUAUUUUGCACUGUUUAAUAAACUAGACUUGAUCACCCCA